UCUUCUUUUUCAUAUUUGUUUAUUGAGCUUCUUUUUCCCAUUCUUCACUUGCACUUGGGUUUUUUUUCUCCUCAAAUCCCUCUCUCCUUUCUUUCUCUCUCUACUUUCAACUCUCACUCCCAACAAUCACUCCAAUUCCCUCAUUCCUCCCUUCAGGAAUUGGGGUUUUUCCUCUGAUUGAUUGCACGAUCAAUUUCGAUUGAUCCACUCCCUCAAUCUCAAUCAAUCUCUUAUUUUCUGUUUGGUUCUGCGAUGCUCUGUCCGAGAUGAAGCUCAAGAGAAAGCGGGCACUUGAAGUGCCUCCGAAAAUUCGUUCCUUCAUUAAUUCUGUUACAUCAGUCCCAUUUGAGAAGAUAGAAGAACCUUUAAAAGGCUUCAUUUGGGAGUUUGAUAAGGGAGAUUUUCAUCACUGGGUUGAACUAUUUAACCAUUUUGAUUCAUUCUUUGAGAAGUACAUAAAACCCAGGAAGGAUCUACAGAUUGAUGAUGAAUUUUUGAACUCUGAUCCUCCCUUCCCUAGGGAAGCUGUUCUUCAAAUUCUUCGUGUCAUUAGAAUAAUUUUGGAUAAUUGCACAAAUAAGCACUUCUAUAGUUCUUAUGAGCAACAUCUUUCAGCGUUGCUUGCUUCUACUGACCCUGACGUGGUUGAGGCUAGCCUUGACACAUUGGCUGCAUUUUUGAAGAAAACAGUUGGAAAGUACUCAAUAAGAGAUGCUUCUUUUAAUUCAAAAUUGUAUUCUCUUGCGCAAGGAUGGGGUGGAAAAGAAGAGGGACUUGGAUUAAUUGCAUCAGCAACUCCUAAUGGCUGUGAUCCUGAUCCUACUACGUUGGAACUGGGUUGUACUCUUCAUUUUGAGUUUUAUGCAGUAAAUGAAUCAGAAAGAGACAUCAAGGGAGCUGAAGCCUCUGCCCAAGGGUUGCAAAUUAUUCAUUUAUCUAACAUCAACAAAUGUGUGGAAAAUGAUCUGGAGCUUUUGCACAAGUUAGUUACAGAGUAUAACGUACCUGCUAGUUUAAGAUUUUCUUUAUUGACAAGAUUGCGGUUUGCUCGUGCUUUUGGUUCUUUGCCUUCAAGACAGCAACAUACUUGCAUUCGCCUGUAUGCUUUUAUAGUUCUGAUUCAAGCAUGUGCUGAUGCUGAUGACUUAGUCUCAUUCUUCAAUGCUGAGCCUGGAUUUAUCAAUGAAUUAGUUUCAUUGCUGAGCUAUGAGGAUGCAGUUUUGGAGAAAAUUCGUAUUUUAUGUUUGCACUCAUUAGCUGCUCUUUGCCAAGAUCGUUCCCGCCAACCUUCAGUGUUGACUGCAGUUACAUCUGGUGGGCACCGUGGCAUUUUAUCUAGCCUGAUGCAAAAAGCCAUCGAUUCUGUUAUUAGUGAUACCCCACGAUGGUCAGUUCAUUUUGCAGAAGCUCUACUCUCUCUUAUCACUGUGCUGGUUUCGUCAUCGUCAGGGUGCUCUGCGAUGCGUGAAGCAGGAUUUAUUCCUACUCUACUACCUCUCCUGAAAGAUACAAAUCCGCAGCACUUGCAUCUGGUUGAAAAAGCUGUGCGCAUUUUAGAAGCAUUUAUGGAUUACAGUAAUCCAGCUGCUGCAUUAUUCAGAGACCUGGGUGGUUUAGAUGACACCAUCUCUCGCCUAAAGAUUGAAGUCUCCUUUGUAGAAAAUGGUGGAAAGCAUCUUGAUGAAACUUCUGUUUCUAGCGGAAGGAGUGCACAAAUGGUUGAAGAUUCUUCAACUGGGCAAGAUGCCACACAACCCUUGUGUUCUCAACCCUUAAUUUCUUAUCACCGUCGAUUGCUGAUGAAGGCCUUGUUGCGUGCUAUAUCUUUGGGAACGUAUGCUCCUGGGAAUACUGCCCGUAUCUAUGGAUCUGAAGAGAAUGUUCUGCCUCAUUGUUUAUCUAUUAUUUUCAGAAGAGCAAAAGAUUUUGGUGGUGGAGUUUUCUCGCUUGCAGCAACUGUCAUGAGUGACUUGAUACAAAAGGACCCUACCUGUUUUCCUGUCUUGGAUGCUGCUGGUCUUCCAUCUGCCUUCUUGGAUGCUAUUAUGGAUGAUGUUCUCAAUUCUGCAGAAGCUAUUACAUGCAUUCCCCAGUGUUUGGAUGCUUUAUGCCUUAAUAGUAAUGGUCUCCAGGCUGUGAAAGAUAGGAAUUCAUUGAGGUGUUUCGUGAAGGUGUUCACUUCUAGAAUGUAUUUGCGUGCUCUUACAGGUGACACACCUGCAUCUUUGUCUAGUGGACUGGAUGAAUUAAUGCGACAUGCUUCUUCAUUACGUGGACCGGGAGUGGACAUGUUAAUUGAGAUUCUGGAAACCAUCUCAAAAGUUGGUUCUGGAGCAGAUUCCUCAUCUUGUCCUGAUCCUUCCACUUCAACCUCAGUUCCUAUGGAAAUGGAUAGUGAUGACAAGAAUUUGUUAUUGCCUGAUAAUAAGGAGUCAACCAAGGUGGAUAGGACAGAGCACUUUAGUGAGCCAUCUCCUGAUGCAUCAAUAACGAAUAUUGAGUCAUUUCUUCCAGAUUGUGUAAAUAAUGUUGCUCGCUUACUCGAGACAGUUCUUCAGAAUGCUGAUACAUGUCGAAUAUUUGUUGAGAAAAAGGGGAUUGAAGCUGUUCUCCAGUUAUUUACCUUGCCUUUAAUGCCUCCUUCUGUUUCUGUUGGGCAAAGCAUAUCUGUUGCCUUCAAGAACUUCUCCCCCCAGCAUUAUGUUUCUCUUGCUCGGGCUGUGUGCUCCUUCUUGAGAGAGCAUUUGAAAUCUACUAAUGAACUUUUAGAUUUGGUGGGAGGAACUCAGCUAGCUCUAGUUGAAUCUGCAAAGCAGACAAAGGUGUUGAAAUAUCUUUCUAGCCUUGAAGGUGUCUUAUCUCUUUCCGUAUUUUUGUUGAAGGGAACAACUACAGUGGUCUCUGAGCUAAGCACUUCGGAUGCUGAUGUAUUGACAGAUAUUGGGAAAACUUAUAAAGAAAUAAUUUGGCAAAUAUCUUUGUGUAAUGAUUCCAAAGAAGAUGAAAAGAAGAACACUGAUCCAGAACCUGAGACAUCACAGGUGGCUUCAUCUACUGCUGUUGAAAGAGAGAGUGAUGAUGAUGCAAAUAUUCAGACACUGAGAUACACAAAUCCAGUUUUUGCUAGGAAUGGUUCACAUUCCCUGUGGAGUGGAGAUCGUGAUUUUCUUUCUGUAGUUCGUUCUGGAGACAGUUUGCAUCGUCGUAGUCGGCAUGGGUUAUCUCGUAUACGGGCAGGAAGGACUGGUCGUCACUUAGAAGCUCUAAAUAUCGAUUCUGAAGCAUCUUCUAGUGCACUUGAGGCACCUUCAUCCCAAGAUCUUAAAAAGAAAAGCCCUGAGGUUCUUGUUUUGGAGAUUCUUAAUAAGCUGGCUUCCACUUUGCGCUCUUUCUUCACUGCUCUUGUAAAAGGAUUCACUUCACCCAACCGGCGCAGAGCUGACUCAGGGUCACUGACUUCAGCUUCAAAGACUCUUGGAGCAGUCCUAGCUAAGAAUUUUCAUGGGGCUCUUAGUUUUUCUGGGCACUCUACUUCUGCCGGACUUGAGACGUCGCUUUCUGUAAAAUGUAGAUAUCUUGGGAAGGUCGUGGACGAUAUGGCGGCACUAACAUUUGACAGCAGGCGCCGGAGUUGUUAUACUGCCAUGGUAAACAAUUUUUAUGUCCACGAGACAUUCAAAGAGUUACUCACAACAUUCGAAGCUACUAGUCAGUUACUUUGGACACUUCCAUGUCCUUUCCCAUCAUCAGAUACUGACAUGGAAAAGAAAGGGGAAGGAACUAAACUGUCCCAUAACACAUGGCUGCUUGAUACAUUACAAAGCUACUGCCGCUUGCUUGAGUAUUUUGUAAACUCUUCUUUACUGUUAUCCCCAACAUCAGCAUCUCAGGCAGAGCUUCUUGUUCUUCAGCCAGUUACUCAAAACCUGUCAAUUGGGCUCUUUCCAGUUCCUAGAGACCCAGAAGCUUUUGUUAGAAUGCUGCAAUCUCAGGUUCUGGAUGUGAUCCUACCAGUGUGGAAUCAUCCCAUGUUCUCCAAUUGUAGUCCUGGAUUUAUUGCGUCUAUUAUUUCACUUGUUACCCAUAUAUAUUCUGGUGUUGGAGAAGUGAAGCGAAACCGUAGCAACAUUAUGGGAAGCACAAACCACCGGUUCAUUCCCCCACCACCUGAUGAGGCAACUAUUGCCACUAUUGUUGAGAUGGGUUUUUCAAGAGCAAGGGCUGAGGAAGCACUAAGAAGAGUUGAAACAAAUAGUGUUGAAAUGGCCAUGGAGUGGCUAUUUAGUCAUGCAGAUGAUCCUGUCCAGGAAGAUGAUGAACUUGCACGGGCACUUGCCCUUUCCCUUGGAAGUAGUUCUGAAACUGCUAAAGUUGAUAGUGCAGAGAAGACUACAGAUGUGCUAACCGAAGAGGGGUGUGUAAAGAAACCACCAGUUGAUGAUAUCCUUGCUGCAUCAAUGAAGUUGUUUCAGAGUAGUGAUUCAGUGGCAUUUCAGUUGACAGAUUUACUUGUAACACUUUGCAGUCAGAACAAAGGCGAAGACCGUCCAAAAGUAAUAUCUUAUCUUCUGCAGCAGCUAAAAAUUUGUCCAUUGGACUUCUCCAAGGAUAACUGUGCAUUGAGUGUGUUAGCACAUAUUAUAGCAUUGCUUCUUUUUGAGGAUGGAAAUACAAGGGAAAUUGCAGCUGAGAAUGGCAUUAUAUCUACCAUCAUAAAUAUCUUGUCAAACUUCAACAGCACACAGUGCUUUAUUGCUUAUAUUAGAACAGAUGCUGCAAUCGAGACCAAAAACUGAAAACACUGAAGGAACCAAAACUGGCUCCCUGCCUGAUUCAUCUGGUGACCAUGGUUCUCUGCAAAUUUCCGGUACAGCUGGGCAGAAGGAUAAUAACAUUAAUGUGAAUGAGAAAGAACCGGGCAUGGAUUUGGAGAAUAUACUGGGGAAAUCUACUGGCUUUGCAUCUAUUGAUGAGAGUCACAAGUUGCUGGAUAUAGCAUGUGACUUGAUAAAACUGCAUGUACCUGCUGUGGUUAUGCAGGCUGUUUUACAGUUAUGUGCUCGGUUAACCAAAACACAUGCUUUAGCUUUACAGUUCCUUGAAAAUGGAGGCCUGGCUGCACUUUUCAACCUUCCAAAGAAUUGCUUUUUUCCGGGGUAUGACGCUGUUGUAUCUGCUAUAGUACGUCACCUCCUUGAAGAUCCACAAACAUUGCAAACAGCUAUGGAAUUGGAGAUACGUCAAACGCUUAGUGGAAAUCGGCAUUCUGGGCGUGUUUCUCCUCGAUCAUUUUUGACAUCAUUGGCACCUGUUAUCUCUAGGGAUCCCGUGGUUUUCAUGAAAGCUGCAGCUGCAGUUUGUCAGUUAGAGACAUCAGCAGGGAGGGCAGUAGUUGUAUUAUCAAAAGAAAAAGAAAAGGAAAAAUCAAAAGCAUCAGGUGUUGAGGUUGGUUUAUCUUCAAAUGAAUGUGUCCGAAUUCCUGAAAGCAAAUCUCAAGAUGGAUCUGGUAAAUGUUUGAAGAGCCACAAAAAAGUUCCUGUUAAUCUCACUCAAGUAAUUGAUCAGCUUCUUGAGAUUGUGCUUAAGUACCCGCCCUUGAAAGGACAGGAAGAAUCUGAGUGUGGUUCAACUCUCAUGGAUAUAGAUGAACCUACCUUGAAGGUGAAGGGUAAAUCAAAGGUUGAAGAGACAGGGAUGUUAGAACCUGAUUCUGAAAAAUCUACGGGACUGGUGAAGGUGACUUUUGUGCUUAAGUUAUUGAGUGACAUUCUUUUAAUGUAUGGACAUGCAGUUGGUGUUAUACUGAGACGUGAUACUGAAAUGUGUCAAUUUCGUGGAUCCAAUCAGCCAGCUGGACAUUGUGGUAUUAUCCAUCAUGUUUUGCACCGUUUGUUACCCCUCUCUGUUGAAAAGUCUGCAGGACCUGAUGAUUGGAGAGGUAAAUUGUCUGAAAAAGCUUCAUGGUUCCUUGUAGUCCUGUGUGGGCGGUCUGGUGAAGGGCGCAAGCGAGUAACAAAUGAACUUGUUAAAGAGCUGACAUCUUUCUCAAAUCUGGAAAGCAAUUCAAUGAAAAGCACCUUAUUGCCUGAUAAAAGGCUUUUUACUUUAGUUGAUCUUGUAUAUUCUAUUUUGUCCAAAAAUUCAUCAUCCGGUAGCCUACCUGGUUCUGGAUAUUCACCUGAAAUUGCAAAAAGCAUGAUAGAUGGUGGGAUCAUUCAGUGUCUAACUAGCAUCCUGCAAGUGGUUGAUUUAGAUCAUCCUGAAGCACCAAAAAUUGUGAAUCUUAUACUGAAAGGUUUAGAAGGCCUUACUCGGGCUGCUAAUGCUAGUGAACAAAUCUUUAAAUCUGAUGAAAUUGAGAAGAGAAGAUCUACUAGUCUAAAUGACAGACCUGAUGAUCAAGUAACAACUCCCUCUGCUCCUGUAGCAGGGACACAUGAUCAGAAUGUGAGCAAUCAAGAAGCACUGAGAGAUGGAAUGGAUAAUGCACAACAUCAUAAUGAAACUUCUCAAGGUGAUGAUCAUGCUGAGGAUAAUACAAAUCAUACCGAGGAACAAGAUAUGAGAAGAGAAGAGGAGGAGACAAUGGCUCAAAACCCAUCAAUGGAUCUUGGAAUGGAAUUUAUGCGUGAAGAGAUGGGUGAGGGUGGUGUCUUGCACAAUCCGGAACAAAUUGAGAUGACUUUUCAUGUCGAGAAUAGGGCAGAUGAUGAUAUGGGUGAUGAAGAUGAUGAUAUGGGAGAUGAGGGUGACGAUGAUGAGGAUGAUGAUGAGGGAGAGGAUGAAGAUGAGGAUAUAGCUGAAGAUGGUGGGGGCAUGAUGUCCUUGGCGGAUACUGAUGUUGAGGAUCAUGAUGAUACUGGCUUGGGAGAUGAAUACAAUGAUGAGAUGAUUGAUGAAGAUGAUGAUGAUUUUCAUGAGAAUCGUGUAAUAGAAGUGAGGUGGAGGGAAGCUCUUGAUGGGUUGGAUCACUUGCAGAUACUUGGGCAACCUGGAACAACGGGGUCAAUGUGGAUGAUCUGUUCCGGCUUCAAGGUUUUGAAAGGCGCCGGCAGACAGGUAGGUCUUCCUUUGAGAGAUCUGCUUCUGAAGUUAAUGGUUUUCAACAUCCUUUGCUUGUAAGGCCACCACCAUCUGGGGAUGUUCUCUCAAUGUGGUCAUCAGGUGGAAACUCUGCUUCCAGGGAUUCCGAAACUUUGUCAUCUGGCAACCUUGAUGUGGCCCACUUCUACAUGUUUGAUGCACCUAUUCUUCCAUAUGAUCAUGUGCCAAGUAGUCUCUUUGGAGAUCGUCUGGGUGGUGCAGCACCUCCUCCCCUGACUGAUUAUUCUGUGGGUAUGGGCUCAUUGCACCUUCCUGGAAGAAGAGUCCUAGGUAAUGGUAGGUGGACUGAUGAUGGUCAGCCACAAGGAGGUGCUCAAGCAGCUGCCAUUGCUCAAGCAGUGGAGGAACAAUUCUUAGCUCAAUUGAGCAAUGCAGCUCCAACAAGUAGUCCUGUUGAACGACAGUUACAGAAUUCUGGAGAGCAAGAGAAGCAAUCUGACACUCUUCAGUCACAUGAUGGUCCAAUUUUGGGUGCAGGGACUGCUUCUACUUGUCAGCGGAUUGAAGGUCAGGAACAAGAGAAUGUUAAUGGAACCACUGUUCAGCAAGACAACGUUGCAGUUGGCAGUAUUCCUUUUGUGGAAGAGAUAAAUGCAGACUCUGGUAUUCGAGAUAUCAGUGAAAACCUGCAAGAAAAUGAGCCUAUGUCAGUGCAGCCACUUUCACUGAACAUCAUGCCAACUGAUGUUGAGUGCGCAGAAGCUGGAGGAAGUGUCACUGCUGGUGAGUGUGCAACCACAGAUCGAGCUUUUGUUGACUCAUCUAUAAAUUGUAAUGCUGAUGUACAAUGCGAAAGGGGUGCUGACAUACCUGCUAUGGACAAUAAUGUGCCAGAUGUGCCCAUGGGGUGCAAUGGGUCAUCUGUUGAUGGGAAUCCUGCUAAUAUUGAUCUAGUGGGUUCUGAUUUGGAGACACCUAAUCGAGGUAAUUGUCAUGUAUCAUCAAUUGAUGCUAGUGAUGAUGUUAAUAUGGAUGGUGUUGAUGCUGAGGGAAAUCAACCAGAGCAGCCAACUGUUUCUGAACAGGGGGGCGAUCAACCUUUACCAACGCAAAACCCAGAGGUUGCCCCUAAUGCCACCCAGGCAGAUCAAACUAGUGCCAAUAAUGAAGCUUCUGGUGCUAAUACGAUUGAUCCUACCUUUUUGGAGGCUCUUCCUGAAGAUCUUCGAGCAGAGGUACUUGCUUCACAGCAAGCUCAAUCUGUACAACCCCCAGCUUAUGCACCACCUUCUGCUGAUGAUAUUGAUCCCGAGUUUCUAGCUGCUCUUCCUCCUGAUAUUCAAGCAGAAGUUUUGGCCCAACAAAGAGCUCAGAGAGUUGCUCAACAGGCUGAAGGACAGCCAGUUGAUAUGGAUAAUGCAUCUAUAAUUGCCACUUUUUUUGCGUGAUUUGCGUGAAGAGGUUCUUUUAACUUCUUCCGAAGCAGUUUUGUCAGCACUGCCAUCUCCAUUGCUUGCUGAAGCUCAAAUAUUACGGGAUCGAGCAAUGAGCCAUUAUCAAGCUCGCAGCCUUUUUGGGGGCAGUCACAGGCUUAACAAUCGGAGAAAUGGGCUUGGAUUUGACCGGAGGCCUGUGAUGGAUAGGGGUGUUGGAGUUACUAUAGGGAGGAGAUCUGCUCUCACAGAUAACUUGAAGGUGAAGGAGAUUGAAGGUGAGCCAUUACUUGAUGCAAAUGCUUUGAAAGCUCUGAUCCGACUUCUGCGAUUGGCACAGCCCCUUGGAAAAGGUCUUCUGCAGAGGCUCUUG
Messenger RNA from Arachis ipaensis, 8850 nucleotides. The record is from RefSeq and is a predicted model, not a curated record. Lineage: Eukaryota; Viridiplantae; Streptophyta; Magnoliopsida; Fabales; Fabaceae.